Molecule: messenger RNA, 5250 nt
Organism: Strongylocentrotus purpuratus (purple sea urchin)
Lineage: Eukaryota; Metazoa; Echinodermata; Echinoidea; Camarodonta; Strongylocentrotidae
Product: epithelial cell-transforming sequence 2 oncogene-like
Exons: 21
Coding region: 157-3513 (1118 amino acids)
Molecular function (GO): protein binding; guanyl-nucleotide exchange factor activity
Source: RefSeq, a predicted model, not a curated record
ACCGUUAAGGUAAAGAAGCUUUGUGUGGCCAUGGUGACAAUUAACUGCGAUUGCCUCGUCUCUUUGCGCUAAUCUGGACGAGGAACGUUUAACCUUGGUUGAUUUCUUGCUCAUGAGGCGGUCUUGUGGAAAGGAAAUCACUAAAACAUUGCCAAAAUGUCGAAUUCUUCAACAAAAUUAAUUCCGCGACCGAGGACAAGCAGCAACCCUUUGAGCAGGUCGCUACCUGUUGCGACCGCCGGAGCGUCGGGGACAGCACCUGCUGCUGAUAGGGUGCUCAAGUAUAGGGCAGAACACUCUGGUGAUCGUUCAUUGAAGAAGACGGCUCAGGUCUCGCCACUUCAGAUGAGUACACCGUCAAUGCGCUCAGGAACUACCUUCAAGACAAACAAACUGCAGACAAAGAAUAGUACAUGGACACCUAUUCUACAUAAACCAUCAAACGAACAGCUCUACUUGGAAAGGAGAGAUUUAACUGCUCAUUGGUUUGACCUGUGGACCGACUCCCAGCGGAAGCGAUUCCUGCAGUUCCUACUGGUGCAUUGUAAGCGUAGCCAGCUUGUCUUCAUUCAGCAGUUCUUUGACAGUAAAAUUCCGCUGACCCAUGUGGACUUCACCAAGAUCCUGCCGCGGUUCCUCUGCCUCUACAUCUUCUCGUUCCUGGACCCUCGCAGCCUCAGCCGCGCAUCCAUGGUCUGUUGGCACUGGAAGUUUGUCAGCGAACAGGAUGAGCUCUGGAUACACAAGUGCCUCCGACACGGCUGGCUCCUUCCCUACGUCCCCAGAGAGAAUGAAUUUGGAGCUUGGAAGAAACACUACAUCAAAUGCUUCAGGUCGCUCGAUGUUACACAGCCCAAUGAAAAGUCUGACAGGUAUGGCAAGCUUGGAGAUGGUUCAACCCUAGCGGAGAAGGAGUAUUUAAGGAAACUGAAGGCAGGCAGGACCAAGGAACUUCCUCUUAAUCCACAUCCCUAUGCUGAGAGGGGGCCAUGGCUUGACCCUGAUCCACGACCCCAGGACACUGAGAAAGCUUUCAAGAGCAUGGCGGACUCGGCCAACCCGACCUUUGGCCUAUCCAAGGCGCACCAGCGAUCGUGGACUGAACCUGCCCGCAACUUUGAAUAUGGCCUGGAGUCCGGCGAUAGAAAGAAACAGCAUAGAGUCAAUCAGGAUGUAGAAGAAACGAUAGGCAAUGGCAGGAGUCUAGCCACCUCAUUAUCAGCCUGUAUAGCGAUAGAACUGAGUGAGAGCCCAGACAAGAUCAACAAGGCCUGGGCAAAACCUGAAGUUCAGCCAGUCUCUAGAAGACCUGAUCUGUCUAGAGGUGGAGACUACUCCGCAUUCAAGGAAACGUCCAAACAUGAUGUAGGGUCAAAGGUCAUCAGAGGGGAUUCCCCAUUCAGGAUUCUGCUUAUAUCUAGUGAAGUACCAGCUUAUCAACUCCUUGUCUCAGCGGCCAAACCAGACGUGUUACCCAUAGUGUAUGAGUAUAAUGGCAGCACCAUAGAGUCCCUCCUGGAGAUGUUACAAGCUACUGUAGGGUCACAUCAAGCCAGGAGCAUUGGUUUAUUCACUCUUGGAGAGGACUCGGUGCGAAUCAUCAGAGAGAUGGCCAUCACGGCCAAGAUGAUAGAACAUCCGGACAUCAAGAACUUCUGGGAGUCUUUCUCUCAGUGCAUCGAGUCGGCCAAAGAGGGCGGAUCCAUGGAUUUCUUUGCCCCGCUCGAGGCUACAGCUGGAGGCCACGAGAUGAUGUCCCGUCUAUCGUCUCUGCUGGGUCUCCGCUUGUCCAGCCCCGCCACUCUCUCACCCACUCGAUUUGAUUAUGUCACAGGUGAAUGGCUGGACACCGCCCACACGCGGCCCAACCCUUCGCCCCACUCCCUCUACUUCCAAGCGGGUCCCCUGCAGGCCUGGCAGGCUCUUGCUGGUCGAGUGGCCGAGGCAACCACGCGAUGCAGUGAAGACCUCAGGGGAUUCUUCGUCCAGAGGAGAGAGCAACUACUCCACAGGGUAACAGGUGAUGUAGUUCUGCAGGAGUUGGGAGAGGAUGGACUAAGCGUAUGUGAUCAGAUCAUGGAAGCACUGAGAGAAGCCCUGGAGGAACUAGCCAGACACCCUGAUCAACCUAAUCCAGCAGCUUUCCUUGGAGAAACUCUUCUGAAAGUGUCCGGUCAACCUGUGCCGCCUCAAGGGAUGACCAAUGGCGUGUCAGAUGGAGCAACGAGGCAGUCCAAGAAGAUGUCUGGCUUGAAACUCGCAAGUGAAAGUCAAGAUGAUCUGUCCAUAGGAGAAGACAUUGAGGAGGAGAUCGAGGAGGAGUACGAUGAGGGGAGCGAGCAGGAGCUGAUCAAACCCACUAAGUCCCGUUCUAAACCCAUCCAAUCAAAAACAUUCUUACGGACACAUUCCAAACCAAGUACUAUGAAACAGACAUUUCAAUCUAUGCAGUUGACCACCCCCCCUGGGAAGACCCAGUCGGAGCGGAGGAGAGCGCUGGCCAAUGAGAUCCUUGAUUCAGAGCGGGUUUACCUGCGAAGACUCAACAUCAUUCACAAUGUCUACUUUGAGAGACUGGCGGCAGCUCUUCGAUCGAACCAUGCAAUCAUUGGACAGACGAAUAUCAGUCUCAUCUUCACCGAUACAAAUAAUAUACUUAAUGUAACAAGGGGUCUUUUUGAAGAAUUGAAAGGGCGAGUAGAGAGUUGGAGUGUCCAAAUGUGCCUAGGAGACUGCUUUAUCAAGUUCCAAUCGAAACUCAAGGCCUAUACCAACUUCCACAACAACUAUGCAAUUGUCCUCUCCACAAUAGACAAGUGUCGAGAGCAAGAGCCUUCGUUUCGUGCCUUCCUCAAACAGCACGACAGCUCAGCCUCUUCCGAGAUGAUGACUUUGGAUGAGCUGUUGCUAGGCGUGGCCCAUCACAUCCACCACUACACUCGCCUCCUCUUAGCCAUUCAUCAUGCCACACCCGAUGACCACCCGGACAAAGAGGACUUGAUGACGGCCAUUGAUACAUUCCGGCAGCUGCAAGAUCUUAUCGACCAGAACAAGCAGCGAGGUGAAAGAGAGCGUGUUUUGAAAGGGCUUCAGAAGCGCAUCGUCGGUUGCCCCAGUCUUCUAGAGGCCAACAGGUUCCUGGUCCAACAGUUAGAGACGGUUGCCCUGAUGGAGUCAGUAACCCAGGGCAAGACCAGUGAAUCCAAAGGGCCCAUGAAGCACGUGAAUGACCUUUGCCUGUUUCUGUUCAACGAUGCUCUUGUCGUGACCCACGAGGGCUCCCGUCAUGUGCCUUACACCCGCCGCUCAGAGACCUUCUACAGGUUCAUGGUGGCUCUGAGUCUGACAAGGUUGCAGGUUCAGGAUGUGCCAGAUUCUAAAUACGUCCAGCAUGCUAUCUUGUUGGUUUCGCCUAAGAAGAGGCUGCUGUGUUCAGCCGAAGACUACUCAUCCAAGGUGGCCCUACUCAGCAUACUGGAGGAAACGAUUCGAGCUGCUUUAGAUGUGGACUGAAACAAUGACAACAAUGACAACAAUGACAACGUCAACAACAACAGCAACACGAACAACAACCGCAACACGAACAACAACAGUGGCUCUGUGUAGCCUGGUACAUCCUCCUUGGUUGUAAACAAAAAUUUAAACGGACACAUCGCCACCCCUGGUCAGGGGAUCCAGGGUUUCCUGUACACCUUGUGUGCACACACUCCGCUCCCUGGGGAGCAUUCCAGCAAGAGGCCUUUUUUAGAGGAGCACACAAUGCUGACCCAAUAACAAUGGUGUUCACAUCCUACCAGGUGCCCGUUAAACACCUGGGUGGAGAGAAGCAAUAUACAUCAAGUGCCUUGUGCCGCAAUGCCUUAAGUGCACCUCCAGUCGAUCUUCACCCGCUUGGGCCGUGUAAAGGAUCAAACGGCGGACUGCCACUGUCAGAUUUUGUCAAAAGAUCAAUGUGCGUGUCUUACAAUCACCAAAUAGUGUCUAGGGUUUCAUUCUGCAGGGAAUACAGAGUUAAACCACUCAAAUAUAUCUCUACAGUAUACCAUAGUGCCUUUUCAACUGUUGAAACUGCUUAGAUGGUAUCCUCAAUACAAGUAGUGCCUUUGAUGCUGAUUAUUUAAGGUUGCAAACCUGCAAAUAUUGUACAACGCAUUAAGUGGUGGUUAUUUUACCUGACUGCUAAAAAAGCAUAAAUGAUUGUUAGUAAGCAACCAGACGGCCGACGGCUUUAGGUCCCGUCCGGGGGACAACUGCAGUAAGGGGAAUUGUCAACAGUAUCGUGCCUUUGGGAAUGAUUUCCUUGAUGCUUGCAUUGGAUCGUGUUGUUGCAAUUACGUUACCUUCUUAGACUAGAUGCAUCAGUUUCAUGCUGUGGCUUAAAGUGUACCAUUCACCUGAAAAAAUAAAUGAUGUAUAACUAGAAUUUAGAAAAUCAACUUAGGAAAAGUUUACCUGGCAUUCUAUAGGUAAACAGCUAAGGAGUUCAAAGAAAAGAACAUAAAAUCCCAGGUAUAGGGCUCGCACGGAACCCAACUCGGAGUUGAGUCCGAGGUAUGCUGUAGUAAUUAGAUGUUGCCAUGUCGGGCAUGCAUCAGGCAAUGCAUUUUAGUUGUCAAGAGAAAGUUUUGUUUGAAACGCAUCCAUUUAAGUAGUAAACGGUUCUAUUGAACUAGGCAUGAAUAUUUGUAAUAUAACAGUUGCUGAUGAUAAGAUGGUGCCGAGUGCCAGAGUGGAUGUGCCUUUGAGCAUUCCUAGUAUUGUUCCAACUUUCAACAGAGGCUGCCUUUUGUAAAAUUGGGUAAGUUACGUAUCAUGUUCCAUAUUACAGGAAACAUGUAUGCGUAUGUGUCUGAAUGUUCAUGUGUUCAAUAGCCAUAAUCAAACAUGAGCUCAACAAGCUCUUCACUUUGAGUGGUUACUCCGUCAAAGUGAGAUACAUUCAGACACAAUUAUCUUCAAGACACUAUUUUUUUAGGGCAAAAUGUGGCAAAUUUUUUAGUCAAGACAUCCCAUCUUCAGGUCUCAGUAUUCCACGCCAAAAUCACCUCAGAUUGUAUCCUUUUGUAGUUAAUUAUGAUAAAAGCAUUGAACAUCAGUGAUCAAACCUUUUCAUGAAAUCUUGAACAUGUUAGAGCAAAGCUAUGGAGGUUUAUAAAAAGCGGACACAAGUGACGUGUCUGUUAUGCUUCAUUUGAGCUUUUCAAGGAAAUGCGUAAUCAAAUUAUUUUACACCAUGUACAAUGUAUAGAU